Aspergillus fumigatus Af293 is the source of this 453-nucleotide messenger RNA. RefSeq names its product 3-dehydroquinate dehydratase, type II (gene qutE2). Bases 1 to 453 code for a protein of 150 amino acids. Gene Ontology annotation, biological process: quinate catabolic process. Gene Ontology annotation, molecular function: 3-dehydroquinate dehydratase activity. NCBI's taxonomy places the organism in Eukaryota, Fungi, Ascomycota, Eurotiomycetes, Eurotiales, Aspergillaceae. The record is from RefSeq and is a predicted model, not a curated record. The transcript has a single exon.
AUGCCUUCCAUCCUUCUCAUCAACGGGCCCAACCUCAACCUUCUUGGCACCCGAGAACCUCACCUUUACGGCCGCACCACCCUCCCGCAACUGGAAGACAAUGCAAAAGCCCUGGCGGCAGCGAAAGGUGUGAAACUGGAAUCUUUCCAUUCCAACCACGAGGGACGAAUCAUCGACCGCAUCCAUGAAGCCCGUGGGCACACCGAUGCGAUUAUCAUCAAUCCCGGCGCGUUCACGCAUACUAGUGUCGCAAUUCGAGAUGCACUGAUCGGCGUGUCUGUUCCGUUUAUCGAGGUGCAUAUUACCAAUGUGCACGCGAGGGAGGAGUUCCGGCAUCAUAGUUAUCUCUCUGAUAAGGCUGCUGCUUGUAUCAUUGGAUUGGGGACUUACGGGUAUGAGGCUGCGAUUGAGUAUGCGGCGAGGGAGAUUAUCAGUGCCAAGGAGGUAUAUUAG